ACAUUGAAGUACACUGCAAUUGAUGUCAUUAUAUAAGUUCAUACAAUCCAAGAUAUUACAUAAUUUAAAUGCCAAUUGUGUCCAAUUUCAAACGAUUCACAUUUAUCCAUCACAAAUAGCGAAAGAAAUUUUUGAGGACAAACCGAAAAUAAGAGAUAAAAUACGAAUAUACUUGGAAACAACAUGAGAAUUAAGUCGCUGCCCGGCGCGGUGCAAUCGAUUUCAAAUCCGACGCACGCCCUGCGCCUCGCCUGCGUCGCCUGUUGUACCUUCUCCUUAUCCUGCUCCCUCGACAUUGUCAGUCAGUGCUAUCGCUGCGGCGGAACCGGCCGUCCAUGGGGUUCAGGAGUUUGUCCGAACCAACUCCGCCGAGUGGUGAUCGUCAGUUCUACAGCAAGAAACUGUGGUAGUUUCUCGUGGCGGCGUGUACGAUGUGCAGGGUGUGAAGAGGCUGCGCUGCGUCACGCCCAGGAACAUCUAUGGGCCGUAAACGGUGGUGGGCUGGAGGCUUGGGGCUGCUGGUGCUUUGUAUUCUGCAUCACGGCGUUCUAGCUGAUGGCGAUGUCGGAUGCUUGUUCAGCAAGAACGUGUGUGAUCCCCAGACGGAAACGUGCUUCAACGAUCUAGCAUUCGGAAGAUGCGUGUCUCUGUACGCGAAUUUAGAGAAUGAUGAUUUAUACCAAUAUAAUCUCGGUGUCGGUGAAUUGGAGUUACUGGGACUGCAACUGGAAGGACUGGAGUCUCGCGGCUACGAAUGGACGCAUCCCUUUACGCAGUGCAUCAUACAAACCUCGUUACACAAUCUCCGGCAAGGGCGAAGUGAUCUUCAUAAUCUUCAUCUCUGCGAAUACUUGAAGAAAACGAGCCUUGAUGAACAAGAUGACGAACAAUUUAUUGGCAAGAUAAUUCCCACGGUCGCCAUACUGAGAAUAUCUGCGGACAAUGAGAAUCCUGAGAGUAAUUUAGUCCAUGCUUUACGUGGUUCCGCGAAAGUCGAAGAUAAGUACGAGGUCUUGCCGGUUUUUUACGAUGGAGAACAAUCGCCAGCGUACAACCGGGAGUCUGCCGGGCGUGUUUAUGGGACUGGGUACAUGAAAUGGCCUGUCAAUGAUAAAAACGACCCUUCGAUCAACGAUGAGAAAUAUAAAGAGUUCUACGCAAAGUUGCGCGACGAGCGCUCGGCGUUAAACUUGGCAGACGAAGAAUUUUACCCUAGAGCACGUCGGUACAGUUUCAUCGAUUAUAGGAACGACGACGAUAUCGACCCGUUUGAGAACAGUUUGAGAGACGAGAAAUUAUCUGAAAAUGACGACGAGAAUCCUUACGACGUGCAGCUUUUAUCCCCUGAGUUGGAAUUCUUGCCGGGCGAGAAAUCGCCUGAUUACAUGUUGCUGAAUCCAUCCUCUACCGACGAUGAGAGCGAUGAGAAGUAUGAAAAAGCGUUCUCCAGGAAGUAUAAGCCGAGGAAACUGCCGUCUUUCGAAUUUCUUGACACUGCUGGCGCGACGAGUCUGGAUAACGUGAAAAAAACGAUAAUCAGGCGUGAUGAGAAUCUUGACUACGAAGAUGGUGGAGCCAACGAAGAGAACUCGGCGGAAAUGGAGAAUUUAUCCGACGAUGACGACGCUUCCUCGAAAGUAAAUGGGAUGUACACCGAGGGUGGAAUUAUACGACCUUCGAAGCAUGAAACCGAAUUAGACGGAAUUUCGUACGAUGAUACGAUUAACGACGACUUGAAUAAACUUCUGUGGAGGCGAGAGCUAGCGGGUUUCAAGCGCAGAGAACGCCUCGACGUUAAGAAACCUGGGCCUCCAUUUUCCACGAAUAAUUACGCGUUUAAAACUCAAUCUCCGCCCACUUUCGUCGACGAGGAAGAUUAUUCCGAAGAUAAUGAAGACAAUAACGAGGUAUAUGCGCCGUUAACGAAGAAGGAAUUACGCGGUAAUAUGUACAAAGCAAACGAUGGGCCACCGAAGACAUACAAGAACGUCGAUUUGGAUUACGUCUACAUUGAGUUUGAACAAGAGUUUCACAAGUGGCUUGAGGGAGAACACGUGGUUGCUAAAGUUGGAGAACUCUUAGACUUACCUCCUGGAACCUUGAAAGACAUACGAGUGGGUCGAGCGGAAGUGACAUUUAAAGUCGUACCAAAUUUCAAAAACUAUAAUGCCACUGACGUUGCAGAAAAUAUCGGUAACAUACGUGGCAAAUUAAAGGAAACAUUAGGAGUCAAAGUCAUUCGAGCGGGUAUAGGCGACAAGACAAAGUUACCAGCCACCCUGGUGGUAUCCAGAGAGAUGGAGAUGAAUUCCACUCUAUUCGGGGCAUUGGUGGCUGCUGGAGUCGCGGCUGCAAUUGCAGCGGCAGCAGUUACGCUGAUAAUCGCGCGACGCCACGCCAAGUAUCGAGCAAAGCUCGCCAGGCUGACUACCCCGGACCCGGAAGCAUCGAAGGAUUAUCAAGACUUGUGUCGAGUAAGAAUGCAGGCAAAGCAACCGAGCGAAAAGGCGGAGUCGUCGCGUAUCACCAGUUUGUCACGUGAAAACGAAUCCAAUAAUCUGCCUUCAAAUCGGUCCAGUACGUCCUCGUGGGGUGAGGAACCUACUCUUUCUAAUAUGGACAUAUCGACUGGUCACAUGGUUCUCAGUUAUAUGGAGGAUCAUCUGAAGAAUAAGGAUCGCUUGGAUCAGGAAUGGGCAGCUUUGUGUGCUUACGAAGCCGAUCCCUCGUCCACGGAGAUUGCAGAGAGAGAAAUGAAUGUUAAACAGAAUCGACCUGGCGCGGCGCUUCCCUACGAUCAUUCCAGAGUAGUCCUGAACGAUCUUGUGAAUGCCAACAAUUCCGACUAUAUAAACGCUUCCACGAUUAAGUCGACGGAUCACGACCCACGGAAUCCAGCUUACAUAGCCACACAGGGACCGCUACCGCAGACUACAAAUGAGUUCUGGCAACUAGUUUGGGAGCAAGGUAGCGUAGUGAUUGUGAUGUUGACGCGACUAACCGAGGAGGGUCAUGCCAUGUGCCAUCGUUACUGGCCCGAGGAAGGAUCGGAGCUUUAUCAUAUCUAUGAAGUACACCUCGUGUCGGAGCACUUUUGGUGCGAUGACUAUCUAGUGCGCUCCUUUUAUCUAAAGAACCUGUGCACUUGCGAGACCCGCACCGUAACACAGUUCCAUUUCCUGUCCUGGCCGGAGAACAGCGUCCCAUAUUCUACGAAAGCUCUACUCGAAUUUCGCAGGAAGGUUAACAAAUCGUAUCGUGGAAGAUCGUGUCCAAUAGUCGUGCAUUGCAGCGAUGGUGUUGGGCGAACUGGUACUUAUUGCUUGAUCGACAUGGUCCUAAAUCGUAUGACAAAAGGAGCGAAGGAGAUUGAUAUUGCCGCUACUCUCGAGCACAUCAGAGAUCAGAGACCGAACAUGGUUGCUACGAAACAGCAGUUCGAGUUUGUCUUGAUGGCGGUAGCAGAGGAAGUGCACGCGAUUUUAAAGGCUUUACCCGUAGCUUCAAGCGAGAAGUGCGCCGCGGCUGCGGGGAACAAUUCUUUACCGCCCGCGAAGACAGAGCAGUGAAACCAGUGCGACGCGAAUUCGACCCUAAACAGUAUAAAAAAGGCUAGACAAAAUUUAUUUUUCCUUGUUGAAGGCUAGAUUUAAAACGCUCUUCUUAAUUCUGAUUCAUUCGUCAAGAAGGAGAUUUGUUGUAUCCUUCUAUUUACAAAGUUGAUGCGAUUUAUAUUUCAUUUUCGAUUGUUACUUUGAGAUUUCGUACAUAUAAUUUCGUAAUAUACGCGAUCUUAUUGUCUCGUAAUCUCUAAAAGAUCUGAUAUCUGUGUAACUCUUCAGUCGUACCGAUUAACUAUUUCGUACUCUUCAGGGUUAAAGUCACGAUCGCGAUGCAAACGAGAAGGGUGAGACGUGUAGCUAUUCCAUUGAUUUCAAUGUGAAGAUUGAAUAUUUUUAGCUGUUUACUAUGAUGUACUACUCACUAGAAAGUAAAACCAAUCAAUUUUCUGUUGGAAUUUUCUACACGCUUGGUACUUCCCGAUGCAUACGCAUACACACAUACACAGACACACACAACACACACAUUCACACACAUACAUUUCACCUUUCAUUAAUUAGAGCGCACCAAUCAGAGUUAUAAGCUUCUUCUUUCGUAUUUCAGCUGUACUUCUUUGCUUAAAGAGGACGUUGAUCAAUCAAUUUACUCCUAGCACGAGAAAUAUAAUAAUUGUAUAAUCCACAAAAUACGGUUUAAGUAUGGUGAGUAGAGAAUGAAGAAGAGAAAAGAAAAAAAUGAGCGCUUGGACUCGAACGAUAUACGUUAUGAAAGCUUGAAGUAAAUGUGGUGUAUAAUUCGUACUUCGUUUAUUGCGCUAUUCGUACACCAUUUUUAUUACAUCGACUAAAUCGUACGUCCCUUUCUGUUCAUUCAGACGCGGCCUAUUUUAAAAGUCAAGUACCUGUAAAGAACGGACAGAUGAUAGGCAGGCAGGCAGGCGCCGUUACUACCUUACAUUAGCGUGCACAUGCAUAUAUCAACGACUGAGCUAUACAGUGACCGUACUGUACGAUCGAUUGGUGAUACGGUAAAACAUUUUGUACCAGUGAAUUCGCAUUUCUACCUAGCAGUGCAUUUAUUAGCGUUAAACGUGGCCGUUUGAAUCAGGGCUAUAUUCGUUUGAUGCGAGGAUCGAUGUAAUUGCGUCUGA
Harpegnathos saltator (Jerdon's jumping ant) is the source of this 4711-nucleotide messenger RNA. It is a transcript of the gene IA-2, whose product is annotated as tyrosine phosphatase IA-2. The record is from RefSeq and is a predicted model, not a curated record. Lineage: Eukaryota; Metazoa; Arthropoda; Insecta; Hymenoptera; Formicidae. Gene Ontology annotation, molecular function: protein tyrosine phosphatase activity. Bases 480 to 3569 code for a protein of 1029 amino acids. The transcript has 19 exons. Gene Ontology annotation, cellular component: secretory granule; synapse. Gene Ontology annotation, biological process: protein dephosphorylation; regulation of secretion.